Messenger RNA from Miniopterus natalensis, 942 nucleotides. Its product is annotated as olfactory receptor 4C46-like. Gene Ontology annotation, biological process: G protein-coupled receptor signaling pathway. Gene Ontology annotation, molecular function: olfactory receptor activity; G protein-coupled receptor activity. Gene Ontology annotation, cellular component: membrane. The record is from RefSeq and is a predicted model, not a curated record. NCBI's taxonomy places the organism in Eukaryota, Metazoa, Chordata, Mammalia, Chiroptera, Miniopteridae.
UACAUGGAGAACAGGACACGUGUGAUAGAGUUUGUUCUACUGGGGCUCACAGAGAGCCCGAAGAUGCAGAAAAUCAUAUUUGUUGUGUUUUUGGUCGUCUACACCAUCACCGUGGUAGGAAAUGUGCUCACCGUGGUCACCAUCAAUGCCAGCCCGUCACUGGGAUCGCCCAUGUACUUUUUCCUGGCCUACCUCUCCUUUAUUGACGCCUGCUAUUCCUCGGUCAACACCCCCAAACUGAUCGUAGAUUCGCUUCAUGAAAAGAAGACCACCCCGUUCAAUGGAUGCAUGACCCAGAUCUUCGGGGAACAUUUUUUCGGAGGUGCCGAGGGCAUCCUGCUGACUGUGAUGGCUUACGAUCGAUACGUGGCCAUCUGCAAGCCCUUGCACUAUACGACCAUCAUGAAUCGGCGGGUGUGUGGCCUGCUCGUGGGAGUGGUGUGGGUGGGAGGCUUUCUUCACGCAGCCAUACAGAUCCUCUUCGUCCUCAGGUUACCCUUCUGUGGCCCUAACAUCAUAGAUCACUUUAUGUGUGACCUGAACCCUUUACUGAAUCUCGCCUGCACUGAUACCCACACCCUAGGGCUCUUCGUUGCUGCCAACAGUGGGUUCAUCUGUCUGUUAAACUUCCUCCUCCUGAUGGUCUCCUAUGUGGUCAUUCUGCGCUCCCUAAGGACCUACAGCUUAGUGGCAAGGCGCAAAGCCCUCUCCACCUGUGUCUCCCACAUCACAGUGGUCGUCUUAUUUUUUGUGCCCUGCAUAUUUGUGUAUAUGAGGCCGGCAGCUACUUUACCGAUUGACAAAGCAGUUGCCGUAUUCUAUACUAUCAUAACUCCCAUGUUGAAUCCUUUAAUCUAUACCUUGAGAAAUUCCCAGAUGAAAGAUGCCAUUAGGAAAUUCUUCUCCAAAAGAUUGGAAUCCCAGUGGAAACCAGCAUCUUAA